This is a messenger RNA of Momordica charantia (bitter melon), 1751 nucleotides long. RefSeq names its product pyruvate dehydrogenase E1 component subunit beta-3, chloroplastic. NCBI's taxonomy places the organism in Eukaryota, Viridiplantae, Streptophyta, Magnoliopsida, Cucurbitales, Cucurbitaceae. The record is from RefSeq and is a predicted model, not a curated record.
GUUUGGAGUUGGCGAUGAAAACGAAGCGGAGCAUGUGGAUGUGGCUGUUGUUGUUGCUGCAAUUAAAUCGCCAAGCCGCUGCGUUUGCUUGGAGAGAGACGAAGAAGACGAACAACGCAGUAACCAUUAAGCAUUCACACAGCGGCAUUAGCGAGCUCGAAUUCGUCACCUUCGUUCCUCAGUUUCUCCGCCCCCAUUUCGCUCUCUCUUUCGUUUAAAUUCUCCUUCUCUCUCCCUCUCUGCGCCCAGCAGAUCGAUAUGGCGACUCUUUUCCAGGGGCUUGGAGCUGGGACAACUCUCUCACCUCCCAAUUCCUUAGAUUCCAAGAAAUUCCUCCCCAGAUCCCUCUCUGCUUUCGAGAGGAAGCCGAGGUUCUUGGUUGUUCGAUCUGACGGAAGCGCUAACCACGUUCUUAGACCUAGAUCUCGCUCCGAGAGCUUGAUCACUAGUGCAGUUGCAACCAAGGCCGAUACUUCAUCUGCUUCGACAACAUCGAAACCUGGGCACGAACUUUUGCUUUUUGAAGCACUAAGAGAAGGUUUGGAGGAAGAAAUGGAUAGGGACCCACGUGUUUGUGUCAUGGGUGAAGAUGUGGGUCACUACGGUGGUUCUUACAAGGUAACCAAAGGUCUAGCUACCAAAUACGGUGAUCUUAGGGUUCUUGAUACGCCUAUUGCUGAAAACUCCUUCACGGGUAUGGGCAUUGGAGCUGCAAUGACUGGGCUGAGGCCGAUUGUUGAGGGUAUGAACAUGGGAUUUCUUCUUCUUGCUUUCAACCAAAUCUCCAACAAUUGUGGAAUGCUUCAUUACACAUCUGGCGGCCAGUUCAAAAUACCAAUAGUUAUUCGUGGACCUGGUGGAGUUGGGCGUCAACUCGGUGCUGAGCACUCGCAACGCCUUGAGUCAUACUUUCAAUCAAUCCCUGGAAUUCAGAUGGUUGCUUGUUCCACACCUUAUAAUGCAAAGGGCUUGAUGAAAGCUGCAAUCAGGAGUGAGAACCCAGUGAUCCUUUUCGAGCAUGUUUUGCUUUACAACUUGAAAGAGAGGAUUCCAGAUGAAGAAUACAUCUGUUCUCUCGAGGAAGCUGAAAUGGUUAGACCUGGAGAGCACGUCACAAUCUUGACGUAUUCCCGAAUGAGGUAUCAUGUGAUGCAGGCUGCUAAAACUCUGGUAAACAAAGGCUACGAUCCCGAAGUAAUCGACAUCAGGUCAUUGAAGCCCUUUGAUCUUUACACGAUUGGGAACUCAGUGAAAAAGACUCACCGCGUACUAAUCGUUGAGGAGUGCAUGCGAACUGGAGGAAUUGGCGCUAGUUUGACAGCAGCAAUCACGGAGAACUUCCAUGAUUACUUGGAUGCACCAAUUGUUUGUUUGUCUUCACAGGAUGUGCCAACUCCUUAUGCUGGGACUUUGGAAGAUUGGACUGUGGUUCAGCCAGCCCAGAUUGUCACUGCUGUAGAACAGCUCUGCCAAUAAUUAAAGGAGCUAUAGCCAAAGUUGUGCUUCGUCUUCAGUCUGCGUUCCAUCGAGUUAGCUUUAAUGAAAAUUUCACAUACUUGAGAUCUGUUGAGCAAUUUUUCUCUGUUGGGAAUUAUGUUAACAAUUUGAUCGUUCGUUUUUUUACCUCUUUUAAUUUUUGUCUCCCAUGCAUCCAUUUUUCUGUCGAACUUGUUUCUGUAAUUUUCAGUCGCAAAGAGCAAAAUGGGGUUUACCAGUUCAAUAGAAUCUAUUAUUGGUUUUUAAUAUAGAAA